AUGGGACAAGUUUCAUGCAGAACCUGCGACUGCCAUUGAAUUGACAGUAAAGCUGAGGUCGAGCUUCGAAGUAGCGUAUUUUUUAUAUAGGACCUAUAUUCCUCCCACCAAGGCUACAGAGAAACAAUGUCAAUAAUCCUCGGCGAAAAUUCUACCAUCGAUUCCGAUAUAUUUCAAACCAAAAAGUCACAUAUAAUUAAAGUCCAGUCUCUCUGAAGGUCCUAUAAAGCUCGGAAAGAUUUCAAAAAGCACCUACGAGCCAGAAAGCCUCAUUAUCCUUACUUUGGAAACGACGAAGUUUAUUUUGAUUUAAGCAAACGGUCAGCUCCACCUUUGUACCGCGAUGUAAGACCUGCAAAAGUAUAUCCUAAUUGUGGAGUUUAUAUUGGAGAAUGGAGAGGGGCAUUCAGAGAUGGCCAUGGCGUCAUGUCUUGGCAAGACGGAUCACGGUAUGAAGGAAAUUGGUCUUGGGGCAGACCUGAAGGAAGAGGAAAAUUCAUUUUUGCUGAUGGGGAUAAAUAUGAAGGAAAAUGAAAUAAUUAUUUUUUUAUUGGGGAAAAAUCAAAUUUAGAAGGCUUAGGAGCUGUGCUGUGGAAGGAAAAAGUAAAGGAUGGGUAUGGUAAUUUUUAUAUAGAAUGGCUUUGGUAUAAAUAUGAACAAGCUAGAAAUAGCCCAAGAUCUGCGCCGACAAGCCCGAAAAAUAAAAAGAAAUUUAAAGAAAUCCAGGAGAGAUUUGAGUAUGUAGAAAAACUGAUUGAGUCUAAUAAACCUCGAGCUGCUUUAGAGACACAUGAUAGAUUUGGGAAUGCAAAAGAGUAUCAGCAGCUUAAGUAUCCUGAUGGGACUAUUUAUAUUGGAGAAUUCAAUGGACUGCUAAGAGAAGGCAAAGGAAAAGUGACCUGGCCUGAUGGAGAUGUAUAUGAAGGAGAAUGGAAAAAUGACAAGCAGUUCGGAUGGGGAAAAAACAUAUGAAAAGAUGGGUCAAAAUAUAUAGGAUCUUAUCUUGACAAUCUCAAAGACGGAGCUGGGAUAUAUGAAUGAGAAGAAGGCACAAAAUACACUGGAGAAUGAAAAGACAAUAAUAUGCAUGGUGUAGGCAAAUAUAUAUGGCCUGAUCAGAAAAUUUACCUUGGAGAAUGGACUUUAGGGAUGAUGCAUGGGUUUGGGGUCUUGGAAUGGCCAGAUGGCAGAAAAUAUGAAGGUGGUUGGUUCCAAGGUAAAAAACAUGGAGAAGGAGUCACAAGCUAUGCCAAUGGAAAAGCCAGCAAAGAUGUCUGGAGGCAUGGAAAAAUUAUCAAGCCAGAUGUGAAUUAG
Blepharisma stoltei is the source of this 1314-nucleotide messenger RNA. The record is from the annotation of a GenBank genome assembly. Lineage: Eukaryota; Ciliophora; Heterotrichea; Heterotrichida; Blepharismidae.